Messenger RNA from Cutaneotrichosporon oleaginosum, 3075 nucleotides. RefSeq lists its product as uncharacterized. The record is from RefSeq and is a predicted model, not a curated record. NCBI's taxonomy places the organism in Eukaryota, Fungi, Basidiomycota, Tremellomycetes, Trichosporonales, Trichosporonaceae.
CCCUUCCCCACCCCAAUCCAGCUCGUGGCCCUGUGGCUCACGCCUCGAUUUUCUGGCCGAGUCCCCCUGCCCCCACCCCUUUCGGGGACCUCAACGAAGCCGGCAAACGUUGGCUCACGCAAUCGUCUAGCGCCUAGUCAACCGGCUAUCACAUCGUGAUAUCAGCCAGCUUCCGCGGCACCGUCGCACCGCGCGCCCCAGCUACUCGCGUGAGUAGGCUUCUCGAUCUGCCUGCGGAGCACGUGUACAUAGUGCCACCAAUCUGCAUCAACGCGCAACCCAUAAAAGCACCUGCGACAACAUGUGCCCGCCUUACUCGCGAUGCGCUUGCUCGCCAACUCAGAGGGAGGAGCACGAGGUUGCUCGUUUGCUCUCAUCUUGGCGCAAAUCCAAUCCGCAGUCGGCCUCGCCGGUCGGUGACAUGGACGAUGAGGAAGUGAUUCUCCUCCCGCGGCCGGGGCGGUCGCACAAGUCCCUCAACGGCCUCGCUGAUGCCUCCCAUGACGCAUCAACUAUGACAUCCCCCACGCCGUCGACCGUCUCGCGCAGCGUUACGCCCUCGGCGCCCAUCAGUCAGAUCACGUCUCCUGUUAGCUCUCCUCAUUUUCAUGCCGCUCCCAUCCGUGCGAGUGACUCUACGGGCAACCGUAGCAGCAUUGAGGCGAUUGAAAUCGACUUGGACCCAACCUCUUUCUCAGCGUAUAGCACUCCUUCAACGGUCAUCCCUUCGCCCCACAACCGGAUCAAUCGCCGGGCUUGUCACUCGUUGGUGACCAACCCUCAGCCUCGUGCUGCCGAGAGGCCUCACACCGGCGCAAACUCGUUUCAGAGUUUGAGCUCAGGCGACUCGUUGUGGUUUUUUGGGACGCCCCCGCCGCUGCCAACACGUUGGACCAUGGUCAAUGGGAUGAUGUUCGCCAACACGCCCCCGCCUCAGGCAAUGAGGAACAUCAAGCUCGACCAGGUAAAGCCUGCCGUCACGUCCCCGCCCACGCAGCCGUUGUCCCGCUGGUCUAUGGCGCCUCAGGACCUUCCGGAGCAUUAUUUUGGGGGUCACGGCUUAGCCCCAGUGCGGCCGCCAGGCUUUAGCUUCAGCCAACAGCUCGCCAAGACGCCCCUCCCCAGUCGCUCGACGACGAAUGCGACAGCGGCAAUUGCGCCCGAGACGUCGACACUGCAGCCCCAGCAGCAGCAGCCGCUGCAAGAGUCGACCCAACCUUCGUCGCAGUCGCAGCUGCGUCCGUCGUCCCCUCAGCCACUCCAGACUAAUGGUCAUUGGGAGUCACCCAUCGAUGCCGGUCGACAGGCCAUUCACGGCAGAACGGAGAACUCGCAAGCGCCCCUGGUCAAGGGUACCCCGCCCCUUCGCUCGCGCCCCCCCACGGACCGCUCUCAGUGGCAUCACCGCGUGGCCAGUCUCGAUGACCAUGCCACUAUGGCCAUGGCCGUCUGGUUUACCAGUCUAAUCGUCAACCGGCUGGCUUACCCGGACAGGGCUGCCUUCAAUCACAGGAACCCUCGGUACACCGAGAACUGUGGAUACUCGGGCGUCUUUGACCCGUACAACGUGGUCUCGUCUGGUCACACCUUUUCAGACGGCCACAUUGUGGUAGCGCCCGAGCUGGCGCACCACUUUUACGCUCUCAUUCAUCAUUGGAGCAAAGCGGAAACUUUCGUGGCGGCGGCUUACUUCUUGCCUCGUCUUCCGCUCCACGAUAUCGACGGACACUGGGGAUCAGAGUUCCGCCUUCAGUUCCUCCAGCCUCGGGCGGAAAGGAGAGCGUUUGAUUUGGAGCGCCGCCUUGCUGCCGUCGCAAUCAGCUUGGCGCACAACACGAUCGAAGACCGUGAGUAUCAUUUACCCACUGCUACGUUGUGGGAUAUGAGCGGCCUGGAGGGUCCUCGCUUCAACCUCCUGAAAAGGCACACCUUCAUGGAUCUCAGCUUCGACGUGAACAUUACCUCUGAGGAUUGGCGCGACCACAUCAUGACAAUCGGCACUGCGCUCAAGCCGGUUGACCGUCAAUCUUCCGGUAUGAUUAUCAACCUUGGUCCCUCACACUGCGAUGCCCUUGCGCGCGUCCUCAACUACAUGUGGGAGGUAGCAAAUGAGCUUUGCUGGAUCCCGCAAAGGCCUCACGUCAUCUCUGUAGCUGCGGCUCCGCCGGUUCACGCAAUGAGUACCGAUCUGUCGACCCAGGGCCGCGGCUUCGGCAGCACGUACGCGGAGCCACCCGCUCCUAUUGCGCGUGACUUUGCCUACGCCAAUACUGUGGGCCCCAACGCAUACGGACACGGCUACUUUGGAUACCAUGGGAUUAGCAACAUGUACCAGCGCACCGCUACUUGCGCCCCUCACAACUACAGCCAGCCCUCGGUGGCGAGCAUUCACGAUUACACUGCCGUUCCUCUCCCUCCUGCUUACUCCUACGCCCCGGCCUACAACCGAACCGACUAUGGCGUGCAAUCGUAUGCGAACCAGUACCCAACGCCGGCACCAUACCAGUACCCGACGCCGGCACCAUCCUCCCACAUAACCCCAGCUGCGGCUGACCCGACGCCGGCUCUUGGGCAGACAACCCACUCGACACGUACAGAGGUUCGCGCUCGCAAUGCACGCGAGGCGUACAUGCUGGAACAGGAGGCCCGCGCGCGUCAGGCUGACGAGGCUCGAGAGCAGGAGGCCCGCGCGCUGCGGGAGAACGCCCGAGUGCUGUUUGAGUCGAUCGCGCAUGUUUCCCACCAGGUGGAGCUCGACGCCGACUUAGAGAUGGAGAACGAGGAGACGAGUGCUCGUUCGCAAAGACGUGGGCUCGCCAAGCCCAUGCGCGCUCAGGAGCUGCGCGCGAAGCGUGCGCGUGCGCUGUAUCUGCAGCGCACCUACGGACAGAGAGCUAGAAACCAUAUUCUGGCCUGAGCGUACGAUUCGCCCUCAACGCGACCGCCGAUCGAGACCACAGUCUAUCAUCACUCGUCCAAAAUUACGAUCGCCUUGGACACCGUAUCGCCAACUACCAUCCAGUAAUAGGCCUCGCUCUUUGACUCCCAACUCCCCCCCAUCCCCCAACUCCCCCC